Olea europaea var. sylvestris is the source of this 738-nucleotide messenger RNA. RefSeq lists its product as uncharacterized. Gene Ontology annotation, molecular function: DNA-binding transcription factor activity. Bases 1 to 738 code for a protein of 245 amino acids. The record is from RefSeq and is a predicted model, not a curated record. The transcript has a single exon. NCBI's taxonomy places the organism in Eukaryota, Viridiplantae, Streptophyta, Magnoliopsida, Lamiales, Oleaceae.
AUGGAUUCCUCCAGUGCCAGUGGUCCUAGCCCAAACAUGUUGGAAGAGUCUCCUCACAACGACGUUCAAGAAGAGGCUUUGAGUUCCAAAGAAAUCAUUGAUCAAAGCCAAUCCAAUGAAGGGGUGGGCAAUCAAGAGUCAAGCUUUUCAAAGUCCGUUAGGGCGACAGGAUCAUCGAAGAAUCCACAUCCGACUCCACCUAUGGAUAAGGAAGAGGAGCGUGAGUAUAGCUGCAAGUACUGUAACCAGAAGUUCUCGAACAAGCAAGCUUUAGGCGGGCACCAGAAUGCGCACAAACUUGAACGAAUCAUUGAAAAAAAAAUCCAGGACUGGCAGAUGGCGAACUCCAGAUACCUUCCCCGUAAUAGUAUCAUAGGUUCUUUGUUCAACAGAUCUCAGAAAUUUUUCAGCAGGGCUAUGAUGAACAUGCCAUAUUUUGCUCGACAGGGAACCAUGCAGCAUGGAAUGAUGCGUUAUGCGCGUGCAUCUCGUUUCCUCACAAGGAUUAACGAGGGUCACCCUCGAUGGCCAAGGUCUAUGCCUGGAAAUGUUACCCAGUUUACGGCACGUCCCCGCUCUUCGUGCCUGGAAAAUCAACCUACAAGCAUUCUUUUUUCGACUCCAAGGCCUGUUCCCAACAGGAACAUUCUAGGAGAGAGUAGCAAUGUGCUGACGAACGGUCGAGAGACUCAGGUUGUUGAAGAUGACUCAGGCCUCGAUUUAACUCUCAGGCUUUAA